GAGGCCCAUUUACCCUCUUCAACCUCACCACCCUUCGUGGAUUCACCCGAGACUCUGCUACGUUAUAAAUUUACACUUGCCUUCAGAUUGGAGAUCACAAAUACAAAUACUCGGACAUGCCUUUGCUAUUAGCAGCUAGACAUGGCUUCCUCCUUUCAGUUCGGUCAUGUAUCAGAAUCCGAAACCCAGUUCAAUUCAGUGCAGCCAUUGUCAUUCACAUUCUCAUCGAUUAAUAAUGGCAACACUAUGGCACGUCUCGCCAAGGCAAGAAAAGCUGCACGUCCCUCUUCCUCUGCUUUGAAUUCAGUCGACCCCAUUACCUUUAAAAGCACCAGUGAAAGUCCCUUUGCAUUCGGUCAAGUUUCAAGCUUUUCAGCAGCUAAUCCAUUUACGUUCAUUAGACAUGAGGUUGACAAAGUAUCCGACCAUGAUGCAGAAAAACCGAUUGAAGCUGCAAGUAAGCUGCAGCAUGAAAAAACUGAACCAGGGAUUGGAGAGAAAGAAAACAAUAGUACCAAAGAAAUGGGUGUUUUGGCUCCAUCCGAUAUCAAACAGGAUAAGGUAGCAAGACAAGCAAACCAAGAUUCAAUGUCCAAUAGGACAAAUACUGCAUUGGUGGUGAUUUCAAGGAUUUUGAAAGGUAUACCUCAAAGCCCUCACUUUUAUCAGCUCAUAAAUCUCUCUGGACAUACUAGAAAGGUUUUGAUAUCUUCAUGGGAUCGGAUUUUCGAAGAAACUGUGGAGCAAAUGCACUCUCUACAGGUAAAUGAUUUCUGGGUCAGGGCUAGAGAAUUGUGGAAAACCAUGGGGGAGUUGCAAAGCAUGGGGUAUAACGUGAUUCCUCUGAGGAGAAGAUUAGUGGAGUUAACUGAUGUAAUGAUAGAGCUGAAGCUGACUAAGGUGGGAAUGAAAGGGUUAAUGAUUAAAGCUGAGAACCAUAGAAUGGAGAAAAGUAGGCUUGAGUUUGUGAUUUUGCGUUUGCAAGAAAUGAUCAUGCAAGAGCAUUAUGGUAUGCUUGGAGCACUAGCUCAGAUGGUUGAAAUGGAGAAAGAGGUACCCAAAUUUGACGGUGUCUUUGCUAAAUUGGCAAUGGAGCCUCUCUAGUUUGACAUUUUGGAUUGGUGCUGCAACUCAUAGAUCUUUGUACUUGUCUAGAUUGAAUGCUAGUCACUGACUUGAGAGCUUCAAUGCAUGCUCAUCUCCAGGAACUUUUUUUUGAUCUCUAGAAACUUGAAAGCAUAUCAAGCUAGUUAGUAUUUUGUAUUCAAAUGACCUUCAAUUUAAAACAUGUAUUGCUGGCUUGCUGCUUAAAA
Molecule: messenger RNA, 1313 nt
Organism: Populus trichocarpa (black cottonwood)
Lineage: Eukaryota; Viridiplantae; Streptophyta; Magnoliopsida; Malpighiales; Salicaceae
Exons: 3
Coding region: 142-1104 (320 amino acids)
Source: RefSeq, a predicted model, not a curated record